Molecule: messenger RNA, 594 nt
Organism: Brassica oleracea var. oleracea
Lineage: Eukaryota; Viridiplantae; Streptophyta; Magnoliopsida; Brassicales; Brassicaceae
Product: guanine nucleotide-binding protein subunit beta-like protein
Exons: 3
Coding region: 1-594 (197 amino acids)
Biological process (GO): positive regulation of protein phosphorylation; rescue of stalled cytosolic ribosome
Cellular component (GO): nucleus; cytosol
Molecular function (GO): protein kinase C binding; translation regulator activity; ribosome binding
Source: RefSeq, a predicted model, not a curated record
AUGCCGUGUCUCAGUUCACCGGUCACUCCCACUUCGUCGAAGACGUCGUCCUCUCCUCCGACGGCUAAUUCGCGCUUUCCGGAAGCUGGGACGGCGAGCUUCGCCUCUGGGAUCUCGCCGCAGGCGUCUCGACUCGCCGAUUCGUCGGACACACCAAAGACGUCCUCUCCGUGGCCUUCUCCUCUGGAACACUCUGGGGGAGUGUCGGCGUCGUGGGAUAAGACCGUGAAAGUUUGGAACUUGUCGAACUGUAAGCUGAGGUCGACUCUUGCUGGUCACACUGGGUAUGCUAGUACUGUGGCUGUGUCGCCUGAUGAUUCUUUGUGUGCUAGUGGAGGCAAAGACGGUGUUGUUUUGCUGUGGGAUUUGGCUGAGGGGAAGAAGCUUUACUCUCUUGAGGCCAACUCUGUGAUUCAUGCUCUUUGCUUUAGCCCGAAUAGGUACUGGCUUUGUGCUGCGAUUGAGCAGGGGAUUAAGAUUUGGGAUCUUGAGAGCAAGAAUGUUGUUGAGGACUUGAAGGUUGAUCUUAAGGCUGAGGCUGAGAAGUCUGAUGGAAGUGGUACUGCUGCCACCGAAAGAAAGGUACAAGUUUGA